Linderina pennispora is the source of this 447-nucleotide messenger RNA. Its product is annotated as P-loop containing nucleoside triphosphate hydrolase protein. The transcript has a single exon. Gene Ontology annotation, biological process: transmembrane transport. NCBI's taxonomy places the organism in Eukaryota, Fungi, Kickxellomycota, Kickxellomycetes, Kickxellales, Kickxellaceae. Gene Ontology annotation, molecular function: ATP hydrolysis activity; ATPase-coupled transmembrane transporter activity; ATP binding. The annotation marks the transcript as partial. The record is from RefSeq and is a predicted model, not a curated record. Gene Ontology annotation, cellular component: membrane.
AUCGGAAGCGGAAAGUCGUCCCUGCUGUCUGCUAUCUGCAGUGAGAUGCCGCUGGUUUCAGGCACAGGGUGCACAUAUGGUCGGAUCGGGUACGUCAGUCAGAAGCCAUGGAUCAUGAAUGCGACGUUCCGUGAAAAUGUGCUGUUUGGCCAGGCGUUUGACGAGAAAUUCUACUGGCGCGUUGUCGAGGCGUGUGCACUAGCCCAGGAUGUCAAGCUGUUCCCGGCGCAAGAUUUUUCAGAGAUCGGACCGCGUGGUAUCAACCUGUCUGGCGGACAGAAGGUGCGGCUAGCAUUGGCCCGUGCUAUUUACUCCCGCGCAGACAUCUAUGUUUUGGAUGACCUACUGGCGGCGGUUGAUGCACAUGUCGAGCGGCAUCUAAUCGAAAAUGUGCUUGUUGGCAAUGGAGUGAUCAGUGACAAGACGCGUAUCCUGGUCACACACGCC